This is a messenger RNA of Penaeus indicus, 2521 nucleotides long. RefSeq lists its product as uncharacterized. Bases 302 to 652 code for a protein of 116 amino acids. NCBI's taxonomy places the organism in Eukaryota, Metazoa, Arthropoda, Malacostraca, Decapoda, Penaeidae. The transcript is spliced from 7 exons. The record is from RefSeq and is a predicted model, not a curated record.
GAUGUGGAGCAAAGUGGAGUGGAUUGGAGUGGAGUGAAACAGAGUUGAAUGGAGCGGAGUGGAGAGAAGAGGAGUGGGGUGGAACAGAGUAGAGUGGACUGGAGUGAAGUAGACUGGAGUGGAGAGGAGCGGAGAGAAAUGGAGUGGAGCAGAGUGGAAUGGUGGAGUAUGGAGUUUUGUGGUGGAGGAGGUGGUGCUCCGAGGAUCCUGUUCUGCUCAAAGCCUCCUGGAUCCUAUUCCUCGACAAUGUAGGAAUCUGGGAGACGCCAAGGAGGACAGUGACGCCAGCCCCCCCGUCAGGAUGAACGAGUAUCCUGCUGGAGGAAUCCUGAUGACCUUGGCACAAAUUCCUGCCGACGUGAAGGGUACCUUUGAGUUCUACCUUUGCCCUGAGGAAGGAAAUACCCAGCAGGAGGAAUGUCUCAUUAGGAUCCCCCUCCAGUUAGCUGACGGUUCAGGGACUCAGUUCAGGAUGGAAAAGAUUCAGAAGGAAGACUCCUACCAGAUUCCUCUUAUGCUACCUGAUGAAGUUACUUGUGAUGAUUGUGUCCUGCAGUGGCGCGUGGUGAGCGAGAUUUGUCAAGAUGCCAGUGACUGUGACAUCGUGGACGAGAUCUUCUGUGCUGACGUCAACAUCCGGGAAGUCAAGUGAGUUUCCUGAAUUCCCGGAUGAGACUCGACGGGAAGAAGACAAGAGGUUUUUCCGUCUGCUCUUUGACGCUCUUUUUGGAAAAUGAACUGACUGACUGGAGAUCUGACUGAGUAAGGCGACUAAGGGACUGACUGGCUAGAGUGCAAAGGGAAAUGACUAAAUUGACUGAAUGACUGGAGAUCUGACUGAGUGAGGCGACUGAGGCACUGACUGGCUAGAAAGCAAAGGGAAAUGACUGGCUAAAUUGACUGACUGACUGGAGAUCUGACUGAGUGAGGCGACUGAGGGACUAACUGGCUAGAGAGCAAAGGGAAGUGACUGGCAAAAUCUGACUGGAGAUCUGACUGGCUACAGAGCAAAGUGACUGGCUACAGAACAAAUUGAAAUGAUUGGCUAAAUGAAUUGACUAACUGGAGAUCUGACUGAGUGAGGUGACUGAGGGACUAACUGGCCAGAGAGCAGAGGGAAGUGACUGGCAAAAUCCGACUGAGACACUGACUGUCUAGAGAGAAAAAUGAAGUGACUGGCAAAAUCUGACUGAGACACUGACUGUCUAGAGAGCAAAAUGAAGUGACUGGCAAAAUCUGACUGGAGAUCUGACUGAGACACUGACUGAAUGGAGAGCAAAGUGAACUAACUAACUGGAUAUCUGACUGAGUGAGGCGACUGAGGCAUUGACUGACUAGAGAGCAAAGUGAAGUAACUGGCAAAAUCUGACUGGAGAUCUGUCUGAGUGAGGUGACUGAGACACUGACUAGCUACAGAGCAAAGUGAAGUGACUGGCAAAAUUAACAGACUAACUGUAGAUCUGACUAAGUGAAGUGACUGAGGUACUGACUGACUGGAGGGCAAUGUGAAAUGACUGUCUUAAUGAACUGACUAACUGGAGAUCUGACUGAGUGAAGUGACUGAGGCAAUGAAUUAGUGUAAAGUAAAGUGAAGUGACUGGCAAAUGAACUGACUAACUGGAGACCUGACUAGUUAGAGAUGAGAUGUGAGGUGACUGAGGUACUGACUGACUGGAAAGCAAAGUGAAGUGAUUAGGAAAACUAAAUGACUGACUGAAAAUUAAAUAAAGUGAAAUGACUAGAAUACUAAUUAACUCGAGAUCUGUCUGAAGUGACUAGGAUACGAACUGACAAAAACAAGAAAAUGAUACAAAGAGAAAGAAAGAGAAAGAAGAAGGAGAAGAAGAAAAGAAAUUACAAAAUUGGACAAGAAUUAAAGAGACAAAGAUCGGAAAACAAACAAGGAAAUUAAAAAAAAAAUAAAAAAUAAAAGUGGGAAGCGCACACCAGACGGAAAGACGAACAGAUAUUAAAUACACAUGGAAAGAAAAUACGACAAAAUCAAUAAUUUCUUAGAAGCAAUCAUCCUAAAAAAAAAAAUUGAAAUACACACAUACAAAAUGACAAAGAAGAUUAAAACAGAAGAAAAAAAACAAACAAAAAAAGUUUCCGAGUGCCAUGAAAAAAAAAAGUUUUUUGUUUGUUUGUUUUUAGCAUUUUUUAUUGAGAAUAAUCUUAAUACUGUCUCCACAUCAUUAAUAAAAAUGUUCACAAAAAAAUAGAUAUUCAUUGAAACUAGAAUUUACUUGUAGUUGGUUAAUAAUAAACACUGACAAAAAUUGAGAAAUCUCAAAAAUAGUUUUCUAUUUAUGUCAAUCAAAAUGUCUGUCAUUUAUCAUUAAAUUCUUUACCUAAUCCUCUUCCACUCUCUUCAAUGUCUCUUCUUCUUAUUUUAUUUCGUACCUUAUUUAAUUUUUGAAUUAAUAAUCUACUUUUGUAUUCAUUAUUUUGUCAAUAAAAGUAAACAUUUUGUUUGUGGCCAAAUUAGAGAAUUUUUUGAAUAAAGAAAACAGAACAUCAA